Molecule: messenger RNA, 1261 nt
Organism: Dipodomys spectabilis (banner-tailed kangaroo rat)
Lineage: Eukaryota; Metazoa; Chordata; Mammalia; Rodentia; Heteromyidae
Gene: Cd300lf
Product: CD300 molecule like family member f
Exons: 7
Coding region: 114-1022 (302 amino acids)
Cellular component (GO): plasma membrane
Molecular function (GO): transmembrane signaling receptor activity
Source: RefSeq, a predicted model, not a curated record
GUCAGCAGAGUAAGAGUGAGCGAAGGCAGAGGACUGGGAAAUGGAGCGGAGCCCAUAGUUUCUUCUUGCUGUGAGGCUCUUUCAAAGGGGAAGGGGAGCUACGUGAAGAGAAAAUGUACCUGCCACUGCUCUUUCUCCUUGUUUCCUGGCUUCUGGGCUGCUGCACUGCAGAAAGGGCUAUCACUGGCCCUAGGACAGUGCGUGGCCCAGAGCAGGGCUCCCUGACCGUGCAGUGUGCAUAUGCUGCGUCGUGGAAGACCUACAACAAGUGGUGGUGUCAAGGCGCACGUUGGAGCAGCUGCGAGAUCCUUGUUGAGACCAGCGCCAAAGAGCAGAAGGUGAGGAGGGGCCGUGUGUCCAUCACGGACGACCAGACAAACUUUACAAUCAUGGUGACCAUGGAGGAUCUCAGGAUGAGUGACGCAGAUGUGUAUUGGUGUGGAAUCGAGAGAACUGGAAUAGAUCUUGGGGUCGAAGUUCAAGUGACAAUUGACCCAGCACCAUCUACAGUGUUGACCACGGUACCUACCACCUCCACUGCAACCACAUUUUCAGCAUCCACCUCCGUGGAGGAGACCAGCUUCUUCACGACUCUGAUCAACGUGAAUGUCAGGCACAGAGUCAUAGAAGUCAGCAUCCUUCUCCCAGUCAUCUUUGCUGCCUUGCUGCUUCUCUUGGUGGCAGCCUCAGUCUUGGCUUGGAUGAAAAUGAAGCGACAGAAGAAAGCGGCUGAGCCAUCCGUGGAGAAGCCUCAGGAAGAUGAACUCUGCUACGCAAACCUGUCCCUGCACCAGCCAGGAGCCUCCUCCAGUUCGUCCCAGCACAAGGCCUCCAUCAAGCCUUCUUCCGCUGGCCAGGAGGAAGUGGAAUAUGUCACCAUGGCUCCCCUUCCCAAGACGGAGGUUUCCUACGCCUCUCUGUCUUUGGACGCUUUGCAUCAGGAGCCAACCUACAGCAACACCCAUAUUCCCGGCACUGGCCCCGAGACGACCACAGAAUACAGCAGCGUCAGGUGGCCCUAGCCUCUGCUUACAGCCUUUCUCCUGGACCUGGACAAUGUCUGCGAGCAUGUUCCUGUUCGUCUGCUUUCUGUACCUGGCCCCAAGCAAGUCCAACUGGUGCUUGAGACUCUGGGAUCAACCAGCAUAGUUCCCCAUCCCUGUCCCUCCUCCCCCAGACUUGGGAAGAGGCUGAGGGCACACUCUGGGAAUGCCAUGGGAAUUGUAAUGGUGAUAAUGAUAUUAAGAGUAGUUAACUUUUA